Heteronotia binoei (common prickly gecko) is the source of this 669-nucleotide messenger RNA. RefSeq names its product solute carrier family 17 member 9 (gene SLC17A9). Bases 1 to 669 code for a protein of 222 amino acids. The transcript is spliced from 5 exons. Gene Ontology annotation, molecular function: transmembrane transporter activity. Gene Ontology annotation, cellular component: membrane. Gene Ontology annotation, biological process: transmembrane transport. NCBI's taxonomy places the organism in Eukaryota, Metazoa, Chordata, Lepidosauria, Squamata, Gekkonidae. The record is from RefSeq and is a predicted model, not a curated record.
AUGAAGAAAGAUGGAGCCGGGGAUGCUUUCUGGUCCAGGCCUGAGUCUCGCAUCUGGACCGUGAUUCUGCUCUUGGGAACCUGCCUUCUGUACUGCACGAGGGUUGCUAUGCCCAUCUGUGCCGUCGCCAUGAGCGCUCGCUUCGACUGGGACAAGAAACAGUCGGGCCUCGUUCUCAGUAGCUUUUUCUGGGGCUACUGUUUAACUCAGGUCAUUGGAGGUCACCUGAGCGACCGGAUAGGAGGAGAGAAAGUCCUCCUCCUUUCAGCAUCCGCCUGGGGAUCCAUCACUGCCCUCACCCCUCUGCUCAUCUACCUCGGCUCUGCCCACCUCGUUCUCAUCACCAUCUCUCGGUUCCUCAUAGGACUCUUGCAAGGGGUUUUCUUUCCUGCUCUCGCCAGCUUGUUUUCCCAGAAGGUGCGGGAGAGCGAAAGAGCAUUCACCUGUAGCACAGUAGGAACAGGAUCUCAACAGCCUGGGGAGCUCCGGAUCUUCUCGGGGGAUCCAGUGGAUCUCUCCUUUCCCGGGAAGAUCUUCUCUCCUCCUGCGUCCGGGCGCACGAUCGCUGCUGCUUUCGCCCCCCCUCGGAAGAACCGCCUCGAGCUAGCCCCGCUUGCCCCUAGACUUCCUGGAAAAGUCCCAAACAGGAAGAGACGCCGCGGAAAGUGA